GUGUUGAUCUCUCUCCCUUAUUGUUAUUUUCAGCCAGUUUAUUUUUGAGCCCACCCAUCCCCCUCCCCCCUUAAACCUUCCUGAGAAGUCAAAGCAGAGAGAGACAGUGAAUAUUUUUUUGGGGCACGUUUUUAUUAUUAUUAUUUGCGACUGCGAAGAUCUCAUCCCCGCUUUCACACCAGCCUCCUUUUUUUUUUUUUUUUCCUCCCUUCUUCUUCCCCCCUUUUUCUCCUCCCCCCCCCGCGCUGAUGCCGAAGGGGGUGUUUUUGAUGUGGUUGCUUUGGUGGUGAUCGUCGCCGACUUUCCAGAGAGGGUGUUUUUCGCCGCCGCCACUGCUGCUGCUGCUGCUUCUCUCCGCGUUGUGUGUGUGCGCGCGUGCUUUUUUUUUUGGUUGCUGCAUCGCCGCUGGGAAGAUGCUUCUGGAUGCUGGACCGCAGUAUCCCGCCAUAGGAGUGACUACCUUCGGAUCGUCUCGCCACCACUCCGCGGCCGAUGUCACGGACAGAGAAGUGGGGCUGGGGAUCAACCCCUUCGCCGACGGCAUGGGCGCCUUUAAAAUCAACCCGAGCAGCCACGAGCUCGCCUCGGCCGGCCAGACCGCCUUCACGUCGCAGGCGCCCGGCUACGCGGCGGCGGCCCUGGGCCACCACCACCACCCGAGCCAUGUCAGCUCCUACUCCAGCGCCGCUUUCAACUCCACACGGGACUUUCUGUUCCGCAACCGCGGCUUCGGCGAGGCGGCGGCAGCCAGCGCCCAGCACAGUCUCUUCGCCUCGGCUGCCGGCAGCUUCGCGGGGCCGCACGGCCACACGGACGCCGCGGGCCACAUCCUCUUCCCGGGGCUGCACGAGCAAGCGGCGAGCCACGCUUCGCCCAACGUGGUGAACGGGCAGAUGCGCCUCGGCUUCUCCGGAGACAUGUACGGCAGACCCGAUCAGUACGGCCAGGUCACGAGCCCGCGCUCCGAGCACUACGCGUCCACCCAGCUGCACGGCUACGGCCACAUGAACAUGAACAUGGCAGCGCACCACGGGGCAGGGGCCUUCUUCCGCUACAUGCGGCAGCCCAUCAAACAGGAACUCAUCUGUAAGUGGAUUGAGCCCGAGCAAUUGUCAAACCCCAAAAAGUCCUGCAACAAAACUUUCAGCACGAUGCACGAGCUGGUGACUCAUGUCACGGUGGAGCACGUUGGAGGACCCGAGCAGUCCAAUCACAUAUGUUUCUGGGAAGAGUGUCCGAGAGAAGGGAAACCUUUCAAGGCCAAAUAUAAACUUGUAAAUCACAUCAGAGUCCACACAGGUGAAAAGCCUUUCCCCUGCCCUUUCCCAGGCUGUGGCAAAGUGUUUGCCAGAUCAGAGAAUCUCAAAAUACACAAAAGAACUCAUACAGGUGAAAAACCAUUUAAGUGUGAAUUCGAGGGCUGCGACAGGCGCUUUGCAAACAGCAGCGACCGCAAAAAGCACAUGCAUGUGCACACUUCCGACAAGCCCUAUCUCUGCAAAAUGUGCGACAAGUCCUACACACACCCCAGCUCCCUCAGAAAGCACAUGAAGGUCCAUGAGUCGUCCUCGCAGGGCUCGCAGCCCUCUCCCGCCGCCAGCUCGGGCUACGAGUCCUCCACGCCUCCAACCAUCGUGUCUCCAUCCACAGAAAACCAGACCACCAGCUCCUUAUCCCCUUCCUCCUCCGCAGUCCACCACACGUCCAGCCACAGCACGCUCACGUCAAAUUUUAACGAAUGGUACGUGUAAAACGCUAAAACAAAACAACAGAAAAAAAAAAAAAAAAACAAAACGAAACAAAACAACCCCCCCAAGCGAGCAAACAAAUACCCUAUUUAAAAGACUCUAAAAUAAUGAACACUUUGAAAUCAGAAUUUUAAAAAGCAAACAAAAAUAGAACGCUGCCAGUAGACCCAGGACUGAGUAAAAUGAAGACUUUUUUUUGUUCUUGUUUCAUGUUUUGUGUUUUUUUUCCCUUCCUUUCUUUUUGUCCUUUUACUUCUCCCCCUCCAUCUCUCUCCUUAUUAAAAAUAUAUAGUCUUUUUUUUUCUUUUUUUUUUUCUCUCUCCCUCUCUCUCUCUCUCUCUCUCUCUCUUUUAAUUUAAAUUUUUGGUCUGUUCUGUUCUUCUCUGUUGCAAGGCUUGGUAGGCGAAGGGGUUAGUAGAAUGCAAAAGAAGACAAGGUUACCAGGGCAAAUGCCAACCGUGUAGGGCUUUACUGGAAACCACUGAUUAGAGAUGUCCAACUGCAUGUCUGCUCGGGCAGCGGCCUUCCCCCCUAUCCCCUCCUGUAAAUACAGAAUUAUUAGCUUCAAAAAAAAAAUGUACUGUUCGAUUUUGUAAAUAGUUAUAUCGCAAGUUGAAUAAGGGGAUAUGUGGAGUUGUGGUCUUUGCAUAUAUGUGGGGGGAGGGGAGGGAGGGAGGGAGGGAGAGGCGGCGGGUGGGGCGGAGGUGGUGGGGGGGCAGAGGGAAGAGGUAGAAAUUCAACUAUUUGUACUGAAUGGCAAGAAUGUUCUAGUAAAUGUGUACCAAAAUGUGAAUUACUUUGUAUUAUUACAGUCUAAACGUCGAUCUAACAGAAUAUUAUUGGUAUUAAUGUGCUUUUUUGUAUAAAGUGCAACAUUUCGUCCCAAAGUCCAGUCUAAGUAGUGCAGUAAAAUGUUGUUACACGUCCUGUCAAGAAAUUCGUAUAGUGAAGGCCUGGAUCUGCGUGUCAAACUGUUACAUUUGUUUAUGUAAAGUGAUAUUAAAAAAAAAAAAAAAAGAUAUAAACUAUAUCUGUCCGUUGCUUUUGGCAAAUACAAGAACAUAAUGUAUAUAAAUCCUAAUUUCCAUAUUUAUCCGCAUGUAAAGGUCCGGUUAUACAUGUUACAAGAUAUUCAAUAUUUAUGGCUAGAAGAAUUGGUAUGUAAAAUUUAGUUUACAGAACUGUUUGGUAACA
Nothoprocta perdicaria is the source of this 2942-nucleotide messenger RNA. It is a transcript of the gene ZIC1, whose product is annotated as Zic family member 1. Gene Ontology annotation, biological process: central nervous system development; regulation of transcription by RNA polymerase II. Gene Ontology annotation, cellular component: nucleus. The record is from RefSeq and is a predicted model, not a curated record. The coding region runs from base 414 to 1751 and encodes 445 amino acids. Gene Ontology annotation, molecular function: RNA polymerase II cis-regulatory region sequence-specific DNA binding; DNA-binding transcription factor activity, RNA polymerase II-specific. Lineage: Eukaryota; Metazoa; Chordata; Aves; Tinamiformes; Tinamidae. The transcript is spliced from 3 exons.